Manihot esculenta (cassava) is the source of this 2553-nucleotide messenger RNA. RefSeq names its product methylcrotonoyl-CoA carboxylase subunit alpha, mitochondrial. Bases 73 to 2307 code for a protein of 744 amino acids. The transcript has 16 exons. Gene Ontology annotation, molecular function: metal ion binding; ATP binding; methylcrotonoyl-CoA carboxylase activity. The record is from RefSeq and is a predicted model, not a curated record. Lineage: Eukaryota; Viridiplantae; Streptophyta; Magnoliopsida; Malpighiales; Euphorbiaceae. Gene Ontology annotation, cellular component: mitochondrion.
UCCUUCCGAACAAAAAAAAAGAAUUAAUGAUAUUCGCUAAAGUCUGGCUCAGACCUCAAUCAACUCAAAACCAUGGCGUCGAUGGCUUCAGUCCUCCGUCGAAAACUCAACCUCAAGCCCUUCCUCAUCCAAGUAAGAUUCCUCUCCGUAUCUUCUCAUGCCUUUGAAACGACACAGCGCAUAGAGAAAAUAUUGGUUGCGAACCGGGGUGAAAUUGCUUGUAGGAUCAUGAGGACAGCCAACCGGCUAGGGAUUCGAACUGUUGCCGUUUACAGCGACGCUGACAGAGACUCUCUUCAUGUUAAAUCAGCUGACGAGGCGGUUCAUAUAGGUCCACCUCCGGCAAGGCUGAGUUAUUUGAGUGGUCCUUCAAUUGUUGAGGCUGCCAUUCGUACUGGUGCUCAGGCUAUCCAUCCAGGAUAUGGUUUCUUAUCUGAGAGUGCAGAUUUUGCUAAACUUUGUGAAGAUACGGGUCUUACAUUUAUUGGUCCUCCUGCUUCAGCAAUUCGGGACAUGGGAGAUAAAAGUGCAUCCAAGAGGAUAAUGGGUGCUGCAGGGGUGCCACUUGUCCCAGGAUAUCAUGGCGAUGAGCAAGAUAUUGAACUCAUGAAGUCAGAAGCAGAUAAAAUUGGAUACCCGAUCUUGAUAAAGCCAACUCAUGGAGGUGGAGGAAAGGGUAUGAGGAUUGUACAAAGCCCAAAUCAAUUCGUUGACUCUUUCUUGGGAGCACAACGUGAGGCUGCAGCCUCUUUUGGUGUAAACACAAUUUUGCUAGAGAAAUACAUCACACAUCCAAGACAUAUAGAAGUCCAGAUUUUUGGAGACAAAUAUGGAAAUGUACUACAUUUAUAUGAAAGGGAUUGCAGCAUACAGAGAAGACAUCAGAAGAUAAUUGAAGAAGCUCCAGCUCCAAAUGUUAUGAAUGACUUCCGCUCCCACUUGGGUCAGGCUGCAGUAUCUGCAGCAAAGGCUGUUGGUUACCACAAUGCUGGGACUGUGGAGUUUAUAGUUGACAAAGUCUCCGGCCAAUUUUAUUUUAUGGAGAUGAACACACGUCUUCAGGUUGAGCAUCCUGUGACAGAGAUGAUUGUUGGUCAAGAUCUUGUAGAAUGGCAAAUUCGGGUUGCAAAUGGAGAACCACUUCCCCUUAGUCAAUCACAGGUGCCAUUGUUGGGUCAUGCAUUUGAAACUCGAAUAUAUGCUGAAAAUGUUCCUAAAGGAUUUCUUCCGGCAACUGGAUUUCUUCAUCAUUAUCGCCCUGUUGCAGUCUCGUCAGCAGUUCGCGUUGAGACUGGAGUUGAAGAGGGGGACACUGUUAGCAUGCACUAUGAUCCUAUGAUUGCAAAGCUUGUAGUCUGGGGAGAAAACCGUGCUGCAGCAUUGAGCAAACUGAAGGAUUGCUUAUCAAAAUUUCAGGUCGCAGGAGUGCCAACUAAUAUCAAUUUUCUCCAAAAACUUGCUAACCAUAGAGCUUUUGAAGAUGGCGACGUGGAAACCCACUUUAUUGAGAACCAUAAAGAUGAUCUCUUCAUUGAUCCUAAUAAUUCAUUGUUAGCCAAAGAGGCAUAUAGUAGUGCAAGAUUCAGCGCAGGUCUGGCAGCUGCAUGUCUUUGUGAAAAAGAACACUCUUUUUUGAAGGAAGGUUAUGGAGGAAGCAGCUUGCACCCCAUAUGGUAUUCUCAUCCUCCUUUCAGAGUCCACCAUCUUGCUAGGCAUACUAUGGUAUUGGAGUGGGACAAUGAAUUUGAUGGCAGUGGCUCAAAUCAUCUGACAAUGAUGAUUUCUGUAAUUUACCAGCCAAAUGGGAACUAUCUGAUUGAGACUGGAGAAAUUGGUUCCCCUGGUUUAGAAAUCAAGGCAAUGCACAUGCAUGACCAUGAUUUCAGGGUUGAGACUGAUGGUUUAAGCAUGAGUAUUAGUUUGGCUGCUUAUUCAAAGGAUGAGACACAGCACAUUCAUAUAUGGCAUGGAACACACCACCACCAUUUUAGACAAAAAUUGGGGAUUGAUUUAUGUGAUGAUGAAGAAACCCAACACAAGACCAAUUUUGAGACUGCAUCUCACCCCCCUGGAACUGUGGUGGCUCCCAUGGCUGGUUUAGUGGUUAAGGUCCUUGUGAAGGAUGAAUCAAAAGUGGAGGAAGGGCAACCUAUAUUGGUGUUAGAAGCAAUGAAAAUGGAGCACGUUGUGAAGGCGCCAUUUGCGGGGUAUGUUCAUGGGCUUCAAGUGACAGCUGGCCAACAAGUUUCAGAUAGCAGUCUUCUCUUCAUUAUUAAGGAGAAUCAUCCAAUAUUAUGCAUUCCUUGAUAGGACGCGUCUUGAAGCAAGUUAUUUCCAUGGCCAGGACGGAUAGAAUUUGGUCCCGAAUUUUCGUUUUCAUGGCUGCUUGAGCAAAACACAAGGGAUUAAUCAGAUUAAGGAUAUUGCCUGGGAUGGUAAGAAGCGUCCCAUAUUCAUAUUUAUGCUUCACUACUGAUGAGACGUGUAACAACAGAAAGCUGUUGUAAACUGUAUAUUUCAUCUGGCAAUAAAAUGUAUCUAACUUCUUCUGAA